This is a messenger RNA of Pogoniulus pusillus (Red-fronted tinkerbird), 1669 nucleotides long. It is a transcript of the gene BHLHE23, whose product is annotated as basic helix-loop-helix family member e23. Gene Ontology annotation, cellular component: nucleus. NCBI's taxonomy places the organism in Eukaryota, Metazoa, Chordata, Aves, Piciformes, Lybiidae. The record is from RefSeq and is a predicted model, not a curated record. The transcript has a single exon. The coding region runs from base 116 to 790 and encodes 224 amino acids. Gene Ontology annotation, molecular function: E-box binding; protein dimerization activity; DNA-binding transcription factor activity, RNA polymerase II-specific. Gene Ontology annotation, biological process: positive regulation of transcription by RNA polymerase II; sensory organ development; axon development.
CAGCGCGGAGUGGAGCGGCGGGGCCGCCUCCUCCCCGUCUCUUUCGUGCUCCUCGUCUUCCUUAGUGGCGGCGGAGCGCGGCUUUCCCCCGCACCUUCUUCCCUCCGCCAAGGCGAUGGCCGAGCUGAAGUCGCUGGGCAGCGAGGCGUACCUGGCGCUGGCCCCGGGCUACGGCCCGUCGGCUUUCGCUUACGGAGCCGUGCGCGGCGGCGCUGAGGGCUCGCGGGGGACCUACCCGGGGGGCGGCGGUGCUGAUUUUCACCCCGGUGCUCUGGGCAAGUCGGCGGAGAGUAGCGGCGAGCAGAGCGGCGACGAGGAGGACGGCUUCGAGGCCGGGGUGAAGAGCGGCUCGGGCUUCGAGCGAGAGGGCAAGCUGAAGGGGGGAGCCCUGGGCAAGAAGCCGAAGGAACAGCGCUCGCUGCGCCUCAGCAUCAACGCGCGGGAGCGGCGGAGGAUGCACGACCUGAACGACGCCCUGGACGGGCUCCGCUCCGUCAUCCCCUACGCCCACAGUCCCUCGGUGAGGAAACUCUCCAAAAUCGCCACCCUGCUCCUGGCCAAGAACUACAUCCUCAUGCAGGCGCAGGCCCUGGAGGAGAUGCGGCGGUUGGUGGCCUAUCUGAACCAGGGCCAGACGCUGAGCACCCCGCUGCCUGCCACCCUCAACCCCUUCGGACAGUCGGCCGUGUACCCCUUCGGCGGCGCGGCCUUGCCUGGCUGCCCUGAGAAAUGCACUGCCUUCACAGGAGCCGCCUCUGCCCUCUGCAAACACUGUAAUGACAAGCCUUGACUUCUGGCUUCUUCGAGCUUUUUGGGGUUUAUUUCAUUUGGUUUUCUUUUCUCUUUUUUUUUUUCAUUUUUUGUUCUUCUGUGCACUUUUCUUUCCACCACCAUCAGCCCUGGCUUCCUACCAUCAGUUAAGUCUGGGUUUUCUUUUUGUUUGUACCCCUCCUCCCUGCCACCCCCUUUGGAAAUACUUGGCAGUUUAUGUGGACCCCUCCAAAAUCACCCUCGUUCAAAUUUUCAGUUACUCCCUUACAUGCAGCUUCAUCUGUAGAGUUAUUUCCUUCCCAGCCUCUUGGUAGACUGUCAGCAUAACGUUGCUUUUCUGCUUGUUCUGAUCUGCAAAGUUUUCGAGCAGUUCUUAAACUAAAUCAUAGGAAAAACAGAGAGGAGGGAGAGAGAGAGAGAUCUGGAAAAGGAAGCCUCCGUGAGUUUUCUUUGGUGUGAUCGACCUGGGUUAAAAACAGCUUAGAAAGAGGGAGGGGAAGAAAGAUCCAGCUGCAAAUUAUGCCAUAUUUCAGAACUGUGAGGAGAAUCUCUCUUGUAGCCAGCUGGGGUUGGACUGCACCUACAAAUUCCAGUGAAAAUGCUAUUUGGUCAGUUCAUGGGAGGGGAAGUUUGGUGCUCUUGGUUAGACAAAAGAUGCUUCCAAGUAAGAUGGUUUUGGUUGUUUUUUUUUUUCCCUAGAAAAAGAAAUUAGCUCAUUCUUGAACUGAGAGGAACCUGUGAUUGUAUGCUAAUGCUUGCUUUUUGCCUGUUUCUCAAGCUUCUCAGCUCGGUUUAAGUUUCUCAGAUGAUUUUUCCAAAGUCGUUGAUGAUAAAGCAAAAAAAAAGUCACUUAACAUAUUUAUAUGUAUUUAUAAUAAAUAAAAUACAUGAAUAACCA